Anguilla rostrata (American eel) is the source of this 9613-nucleotide messenger RNA. RefSeq names its product A-kinase anchor protein 11-like. Gene Ontology annotation, cellular component: cytoplasm. Gene Ontology annotation, molecular function: protein kinase A binding. The record is from RefSeq and is a predicted model, not a curated record. Lineage: Eukaryota; Metazoa; Chordata; Actinopteri; Anguilliformes; Anguillidae.
UGCUCUCGGCUGAAGCCUACUACUCGGAGUUGAUUGCUUCAGCCUGGCCGUUCCUUGUUUUUGUAUGAUGAACUGACACAGGGAGUAACAGCGGGUCUGACAGCGAACGGUGAGAGGCCUUCGCCCCACCCCCCCACCGGCCCCGCAAUGGACCCCUCUGCACAAAUCCAGGGGGUCCCUCUCAAGACCCGGGGGUCCUUCCGGAAAGAGUCCUUCAGCCCAAUCUCACCGCUGGGCCUGCAGACCCUGGUCAGGAGCAGGAAGGAGCUCUGCACCGUGGUCCUGGAGCUGCAUGGGACAGAGGCGCCAUGUCUAACUGAGAUUCAUUUUGUAUGUUUACCCAGUCAAGCUGAAGGAGAUCAUUUCACACUACAGGCCCUGCCAUCUGUCCCUGCCAAGCUGCUGGAGUUGCUGAAGUCCCUGCAUGUGCACAGCCUAACAGACGAAGAGGUGCUGCUGCUCGAAGAGUCAAAGAAACUUCUAGAGAGAAACCGCAGUGCUGCGCAGACGAGCCACUGGAGUCGAGCCGCCUGCGUGCUGCGGCGUCCCCACUCCCCCUCGUGCAGCACGACGGCCAUCUUGGCUCUGCUGAGCCGCUACAUGGCCGGCUUCCGGUAUGCCCUGGAGCUGCAGGCGCUGCACAGGUCCGUGCCCGACGGCUGCCAGGCCGAGGACGACGACACCAACCAGUCCGUCUCCUCCAUCGAGGACGACUUUGUCACCGCCCUGGAGCACCUGGAGAAAGAUGACGCGACAGACAACCUGUUGGCCGCUCCCUUCAGCCAUCGCAGCCAGCGGGAUGCGGCCUCCCAGACUGUCCCCUCCCACCGCAGAGAUGGGCCAGAAUCCAGCGUCAUCAUUAGCUCACGCGGCAAGGGGUCACCAGCCAAACCAGCCAAUCGGAAGCCCUGCCUGGACGUGUCGGUGUCGGUUCGGAGCUCGGUGCCGGCGUGGGCGUCUGGGCCAGAGAGCCAGUGGAGCUUCUUCAGCCCGAGCGGCGCUCAGAAAGGACACACCUCCUCCGCCCCACUCACAGAGUCGGAGGAGUCCGACUGCUCCAGCCCCAGUCCCGUCAUCUUCCUGGACGAAGUGGGCUAUCGGAAGAGCCUGGAAGCAAAGCUGGAUAUUCCAAAAAUCCCUGUCCUCAAGGGCGGGGUGGAAGAUUCCGAUUCAGAAGUGAGCGAGUUUUUUGACAGCUUCGAUCGCUUCGAUGACCUGGACCAAGCUCCUGAGAGCACCUCCGAGCCGCCCAAUGAGAUGAACACUGCCGGUCAGACUCAGAAAAUCACAUUUCCAGAGGACUGUACCUCAAAAGCUGCUACAACAGCCAUGAACCCCCACAGAUUCGACCACCCCGUCCUUCCUGCCAACAUCAAGAAGCCCACUCCGCUCAAACCAGGAUCGCCAUACGGGUCUCAUCCCGACAUCCCAGAUUCCCCCCGUCCCAUCAUGCCCUUCUGUGAGGAGAGUGGGGCUCUCUUCAGUCCAGUCCAACCUUCAGCCUUCAGUCCUAUGGGAGAGGGUGCAAGCAUGGAGCAUCUUGGGAGGGCAGAUGAAGAAUGCUCAGAACUGCAUAAGCCCCAGGACCUCUGCACUCUCUACAAAAAAUACUCUGAUUUUGCCAGUAACAUAUCAAAGGAGAUUCUUAGUUCAGUCUGUGGGUAUUCAUCUCCUGUUGACAUGAAUGUAAAUAAAAACCUUAGUUGUGUUUGUCAUAAAGAGUUUACAAACAGCAGUGGGCACCUGAUGAGGUUAUCGGAAAUCCAGGAGGUGGUGACUGUAUCCCAAUCACUGAAGCCCCAGACCCUGAAAGAGGGAAUACAGAAGUUUGCCACGGACCUGGUGGAGAUGAGCUUGGGCAGUGCCUUCAGGGACCUGCAGAAGGGCGUGGCCACCUGUACCACGACACUGUGCCAUCUGGCCGCCAGGCUGACGUCCUCCGUGUUUCAGAUGGCCUUUCAGGAGAUCGGCGCGAGGCAUGCGUACGUGCUAAAAGAGCACGCCAUAAACGGUUUAGCGGGCUUCCUGGUCGGCGAGGCGGUAUCCGGGGCCUUGAAAGAAUUCCACUUUGUGAAAAAACAGAUUUUCAACAACGCGGUCGCCAGGUUUGCAGCAGAUCUCGCGGAGGAACUGGUGUUCGAGGGCAUCAUGGAGGUUUGCCAGUUUUCACACCCGUCUACACCCCUAACCCCGAGCGACUGGUCUUUCCAACGGGAGGAAGAAGUGGUUUCUGCGUACGCCUCAGACCUCUCUGAGUCUGUCCUGCAGGAAGCCUUCAUCGAGUUAUCCCAGGCAGACGUGACCUUCACUACAGAGGCUGCCAUCAGUGUGUCUCUGGACAAUAUCCGCUACGUCAGCGCUGAGGACACCACACAGACUACAAAAACCUGCAAUGCUGCCACAGGUUAUUUUGGAUCACAAUGCACAGCCAAGUCAGUGAAUUCUGAGGCAGAAAAUGGCUGCACUGUGGGAAAAGCUUUGUUCUGCAUGUCUGGGAUUGCCAGUUGCAUUCCGGUCCCUGCUGCUGGGAAAGGUCUCUCUCAGAUCCAGAGCCCGACAGAAACCUGUCAGUACAAAUCCAGUAUCUGCCGUACAUCACAAACUAGUCCGAGGAAGAGCAACUUUUCUGAACAAUGUCAGGUGAUGACGUCAGCAUCAGGCACUUCUGCGGCAGUGCAAACAAACCUUCUGCCCCCUGCUGGUCAUGGCCGAGAUGCCUAUAGUGAGAGGCGUACAUUGGAAGGAGCAGCAAGUUUCACACCCUACGAGCCGGUUUCUGGUGCUCCAUUGUUUAGGAAGGAUAAAGUUCCCAGGUUCUCUGGAAACAUGUGGGACACAACUGAUAGUGCAGGUUACAAGCUCACAUCUCCCACUGAAGUUAAAAAGAGGGUGGAGGGCUAUUCUGGCUGUUUGAGCAGAAAAACGGAAGUUUGCGUUCCCUCGGUUGAUCAGUCAUGUUCCUCAGAACACACAUCAGGCAAAAGGAAUGCAAACAUGUCCCUCCUUACCGAGCACUUUCCUCAGGAGAAGCUAGACAUGUAUUCCCCGUUACCGGACUCUGUGUUGCAUCAGUUCCCGUCUGAAGUUAAGUGCACUAAUCUACACAAUGCUGCUAAUCCAAGUAAACAAGGUAUUACUGAUCAGACCUCCCUGUUAUCCACAAAGCCAGCCUAUAAUUCUCAGUCGAAGAGCCAAGGUGUGGAAGUGGUCUCUGAGAUGCUUCCGCUGUCUGUGAAGGACUCUCUGGAGGUGCCCAGUUUUGAACUAGCCGGACGUGGCUGUAAAAAGUUUGCUCAUGAAGAGUUGCUCCACAGCCCUGAGAGAACAUGUAGUGGAGACCCAGGCACCCCACCAUCUACCCCUCAGCAGGGUCCACCAGCGUCCCAGGAAAAACAGAUCAAGCAGUUCUCCAAGAAGCUCAAGAGCAAGCUGGCUAAGGAGUUUUCCCCUGCCACGCCUCCACCCACGCCCCGUUACCAGCCUUUUGGGGCAGUCACAGAGACUGGGGGGGAGGCUGGGAAGGCAGACUUCAUACUGAAGCUCAUGAGGUCUCUCUCUGAUGAAGUGGGUGGCAUGGAGGAUGUUCAGGACAGCCAAGAGUACACCUGUGGACCUGGAACAGCAGCCAAAUACUGCCAGGUCGAACUAAACCUUCCAGGGGAAACUGAUCACAAAAUGGUGGAAAAGGGAGCCCUCUGUUAUGCUGGACGUUUAGCGAGCCACAUUGUUUCCAUGGCUACUGAGAUGGACAAUCUGGGUUUGGAAGAUGGACGGAAGUUUGAGGAUAUUGGAGGCAAAGAUGGCCUUCCUGUGCGCACUGCACAGUUUUCUGAAGAGACUUUAAACUCUCUGUGGGCCUACGCUGGGGAGAUAGCAGGGGAGGUCAUUUCUGAUGUGAUGAAGAUGACAGAUGUCAGUCACUGCAGACACAGAGCCUUGAAAAGAACAGGGGAAAUUUGCCCUGAAUGUCAUCAACACGUGGACCACAGAGACUUCAGGCUCACCACCAUGGUGGACCGGUGGUCAAGCGAUCUUCUGGCCUCGGUCAUUAGCGUUCAGAGCUCUGAGUUGAGUGGCCACUCUUCCGGAAACCCCAACUGUGAGAGUGUUAAAGAUGAAGAUGCAAGUUACCUCAUUAGGGUUCUGCAGAGAGGAGGUGGGCAACGGGAGCUCAUUUUGGACCAGUAUGCUAGCCAUCUGGCCUACCGGUCCAUCAGAGCAGGACUGGCCCAGGCGGAAAAGAGGAUCAAGCAGAGGUCUAAUCUGAGGCUUAACUCUUUCAGGGGGUUGCAUCACAAUGUUGCCUGUGAGCCCUACAGCAGUUUUAUGAUAGAGAUGCCUUCUGAGGAUGCCACCAGGAAUGCAUGCUCUUCUAGUAAAGCACUGCAGUGUGCAGGCCAGGAAACCAGGAACACUGACAGGCGGGAAUACAUGGAACUUGUAGUCUUUGCAGAAUCUUUGGCAUACAACAUCAUCUGUGAUGUCACAAGGAAGCUCAGACCACCAUCCGUUCGGUUGCCUAAGUCCUUGACGGACUCGUGUCUGUACAAAAAGUCCACGGUGGAAGACACGGCCAAGAACCUCGGCAAACCCACAUGCUUGUGCAGUUCAGUGCCACACACAGAGAAACCCAAACAGUACCACAGCACCGGGAGCUUAAAUGAUGAGAAUUAUAGCGACGGUAUCUUUAAAGUCAUUGAACACUAUGCAAGGAAAAUCGUUGAUGACACUUUGGAGUUGACAGUUGCAUCGUCAUGCCCUCACCCUGUGGAGGACAGGAGCAUGGCAGACAGAAACACACACGCCCACCUGCUUUCAGAGGGAACAUUACGUUCAUCCUUAGCUGACCAGAACGGUUGCUAUCGCGUGACUAGGGAACAUCCAUUUUGCAACAGUGUGUUCAGGCACGAGCCCCUGGAAGUGGACUGGAAGAGGAGCCGGGACUAUGAUGUCAUGUCAGAGAGCUGCUGUAACCACACCAGGAUGUGUGGUUUUGAAAUUCCGGAAAUCCACAUUGAUUCAGAGAAGAGGGCAGAAUUUGCGGAGGCAGUGGUGUCAUCGGCGAUUGAGAAAGCCAGGAGAGACCUGAGCAACAGCAGCCUGAACACAGACAGCGGGAUGGGGCACGAUGGCGCCCGCCUGAACACAGACAGCGGGAUGGGGCACGAUGGCCCCCGCCUGAACACAGACAGCGGGAUGGGGCACGAUGGCCCCCGCCUGAACACAGACAGCGGGGUCGGGCACGAUGGCCCCCGCCUGAACACAGACAGCGGGUCGGCACGAUGGCGCCCGCCUGAACACAGAGCGGAUGGGGCACGAUGGCCCCCGCCUGAACACAGACAGCGGGAUCGGGCACGAUGGCGCCCGCCUGAACACAGACAGCGGGAUGGGGCACGAUGGCCCCCGCCUGAACACAGACAGCGGGAUCGGGCACGAUGGCCCCCGCCUGAACACAGACAGCGGGGUCGGGCACGAUGGCCCCCGCCUGAACACAGACAGCGGGAUGGGGCACGAUGGCCCCCGCCUGAACACAGACAGCGGGGUCGGGCACGAUGGCGCCCGCCUGAACACAGACAGCGGGAUGGGGCACGAUGGCCCCCGCCUGAACACAGACAGCGGGAUCGGGCACGAUGGCGCCCGCCUGAACACAGACAGCGGGAUGGGGCACGAUGGCCCCGCCUGAACACAGACAGCGGGAUCGGGCACGAUGGCCCCCGCCUGAACACAGACAGCGGGGUCGGGCACGAUGGCCCCCGCCUGAACACAGACAGCGGGAUGGGGCACGAUGGCCCCCGCCUGAACGCAGACAGCGGGAUGGGGCAUGAUGGCGCCCGCCUGAACGCAGACAGCGGGAUCAGGCACGAUGGCGCAAACUUCGCUGAGAGUCUUGCCACCGAAAUCAUGGCGUCAGCGUUGACCAACGUCUGCCAGACCAUCAACAUCAGCCCCCUGGGGAGAGAGAGGACGCACACGUUGGAGUUGCUGGGCAGCCAGGGGCGGAGCCUGAGCGCUGAGGGGCGGAGCCUGAGCAGCAGGGAUGACAGCCAGGGGCGGACCCUGAGCAGCGGAGAGGACAGCCAGGGGCGGAGCCUGAGCACUGAGGGGCGGAGCCUGAGCAGCGGGGAGGACAGCCUGGGCAGCUGGUCCAACCUCAGCCUGGAGGAUGAACACCUGGACGAGAGCAGCAGCUUCCUGCACCUGAGUGACAGUAAUGGAAACAGCAGCAGCUGGAGCAGUCUGGGGUUGGAGGGGGAGGAGCCUGUGUCCCUUUCUCCGUCUAACAGCGACGGUCCGGAGGAGAAGGAGGCGGAGUCUGCGGCUGACGUGAACGCAGCGCAGGUGUGUCCCGCGACUGUGAGGCUGCUGGUGCUCAACAGCGACCUGGGGGGGCCCAGCCUGGACCCACAGGUGAGGGCGGUGCUGCAGUGGAUAGCCGCCUCCCACUCUGACCUGCCCACGGUGCAGCUGGGCCAAUCAGGCGAGGUGGAGCUUCAGCAGCUGCCAGCGGUGCUAUGCCGGGUUCGGCAGAGGGGCUGGACGGCCGGAGACCUCCUGCAGGCCCUCCUGCAGUACUGCGAAGGGCCCGAAACACAGCCAGGCGCACAGGGACCCUGCAGCAAGCCCUUCUUCCAUUGGCUGCUGGAACACGCCUAGACCCCGCCCCCCCCCGUCCCAGCCCAUCCCAGCCAAUCACGCUUAGCUACCGCUCAGAAAACGCUGGACUCAGAGAGCACCAGCAGCCACGUCAGCGUCAGUCAGGACGUUUGGCCAAACGUAGAGGCCCGGUCAGUGCACCCUGUCUGUUGUCUCCUGUAUUGCUUCAGCACUGGACAGAGGGGGGGGGGGGACUUACACAGGGACAGGAGCUUGUGUGCUGAUUGGUUACGCAGUGGCUGAAGGGCGUGGCUCUUAUCCAUGUAUGCAAUGUGUCUGUAUGGUCAGUGCCAGCGUGUGAUCAUCUGAAACCAUCUGUACUUCAUUUACAUUCGCAUUUAUAUCUCAUUUUCUGUUGGAACGGAACGGAAUGAACACCCCCAGUAGGUUAAAAAAGAAGAAAUAUCCAUCCAUCAGGGAACCCCCUCCCCCAAGGCCCCCCCCACACCCCCCCGGUUUGUUCAGGGAAAACUGCGUCAGCUCUGUACCCUUCUUCUGUGGGGUCGUCUCCACAAGUUCAGGGACCAGCCCAACGAACCGCGCCUGCUUCCAGAAGGUUCCGUUAAUUGCAGAAGGCGCCUGACCCUCAUAACUCAGACAUAAGUCUAGUGGCUGUGUGACCAGCCGUGGAGCGUUACCGGCGCGAUUGUUUAGUGAGUGUUCUGCUCAAGACACUUUUCAGACGUUUUUGGACACAAAUGAAUGUAGAUUCAGAGAAUCACAGGAAUAUUGCGAAAGUCGAAGAGAACACUGAAGUUUGUUUGAAAGAACUCUUGGCGCUGACGCACUCUUACAGGAAAGGGUCCAGCAAUCUGUGAAUGUAUUGAGAUAUUUCAGAAGGGUAUUAAGUUCAGUUUUUCACAGCAAGUGUUUAAAGCAGUUUGUUGUAAGUAAUGUGCAAGUGUGAAACUCCAAAACCCUCUUACCAGAUUCUUCUUUAUGUGUACAGUUUUACAGAGAAGCAGAAAGUGUCUGAGAAGGUUAUAUAUGAGGUUAUAUCGCUGCAGACUUUGCCUUAAUGUGGUUUGGAAGGGCAGGAAAUUACUUUUAAACAUGAAGGAAAAGUAUUAUUUACAAAAUCACACACCAGCAUUAUAAGGAAAAUGGAAAUGCUUCCCACAUAACGAAAUAGCAGAAUUCCCAGGACGGUUGCACCUCUCCUGGUUUAAGGAAAGUCGUCAAACGGGAAGUCGUCAAACAGGAAGAGUGACACACUGGGUACAGAGCGUAAUUACUGACACACCUCCAGUCUGAACCACAACAGACACGGCGCGCAUAUCUCAGCCGCCCGUCACGUCCAGAGCCUCGGUCCGCAGCGUGGGGUCUGGAAUUUUCCACAGUAUCAGUCCAGUCUAAUCUGUCAUUAUACUGACCGCUGGGCAUGUGAGGGGCGGGGGGGGGGGGCGAAGAACGAUGGGAUUUUGGGAGAAAUGGAUCAGACCUGGGGAACUGACCACAUGAGAGAGGACCAAACCUCAGAUUGUUCUGUCACAGGCUUCGGGAAUGAUCAAACGAUCAAAAGACCAACGGUUCCAGUGUUGCGAAAACGUAAAGGUCACCCGCGCUCAGUACUCACUUAACACAGCCUAGAGAGCGGCCGGAGAGCGGCGGGAGAGCAGCCGGAGAGCGGCCGGAGAGCGGCGGGAGCGGAUUUUAGAUCACAGUACAGGAGUAAACAAGGACAAAUAAACCUGGACCUGGAUGAAUAAAGCAAUGAGCCGUUUAUUCUGCCGUACGGUGGCUUUGAGUUCAGAUAUAAAUAUCAUACACUCAUCACAUGACAGUUCAUACUUAAAAACUGCUGUUUUUGCAUGGGCCUUUUCUCUAUUGUCAUGGUAAUUAUCCAGUGAAGUUGUGUUAAUAGUGGUGUACUGUAAUUUCCACAGCUCUAUGCCCUCUUCGGCUCUGAUCCGAUUGGCCGGUUGUACGUGGCCAUUGUGACGUCACAGAAUUAUUGCCGUUUUUGGCAGAGAAGCAGAAUGGCAGAGGGGUCACUGCUGGGGAAGUGAUUUUAAUGCCACUCAAUGUAUUACAAAACCAAAGGAUAUUAAAGCAGCCUUUCAGUGAACCGACGCUAACGCUACCACCAGCGCUAACGCUACUACCAGUGCACUUCAGCGUUUAACAUGCCUGCAGAUUUGGCUGAACACCGAUAUCACAUUUUGAGGUUUUUUUGUUAUUUCCUACGAGGCGUACUGCUGUCACCAUCUGCCGCGAGAACUUAAUUUUCGACCACAUGUUCAGCCAGAAGCACGGGACGCUGAGUUACACCCGUACCGCCUUACAAGUGCACUGCGAAGGCAGCCAAGAGUCAUCCAGUAAAACACUAAAUAUAAUCUGGCCCGUCCCACGGAGAGGUCGGUAGGGUUUAAAAGGAGAAGACACAGGGCCUCUUGCAAUGGCAGGAGCACCUCCACGGCUGGGGACUACAGUGGAGGUGAAGAAUUCAGAGUUAGUAUUACAGUACUGUACUGUGAUGUGAGUAUUACAGUACUCUACUGUGUUAUGAAGAAUUGGCCCAGAGAGUCCUACUACCUGAGAAUCCUAUCUCCUGCUCCAUAUGGAACACACUGUGUGUGUGAUGGGCCCUCUGCUACUAAAGUCACUUUAUUUAAUAUACAUUCUUAUCUUUCAGAAGAGGACCCAACGCUAGUUUGUGUUAUUUAUAGCUGAAUAUGUAAAACAGAGAUUUAACAAGCUAUUUAAAAAUAAUAUUUUAAUACCUGCUCAGCGUUAUUCUCAUCUCAUCAGACACUGCAGCCUCAGCUCUUAUGUGUGUUUCCUGCUUCUUUCUAUAAUCUUUUGCCAAAUACAAUAUCAGAGGACUUACAGUAUGUGCAUAAUGGCAGUGAAGACACUAUUUGUCCUGUAGUGAUAUUGCAUAAAUAGUUUACAGUGCAGGUGGAAGUGCUGUAUUUGUCUUUAAGCAAAAAAAUAAAAUAAAGCUUUCUCAAGUGUA